GUCACACAAGCAUCCACUUCUCAGAUUUAGUAGUCAAAGAACUCAUCCAGAACCACCCAGGAGAGCUUUUGCACCAUCUUGAAGAGAUUUAAUCAGAAUUAGGAGGGUAGGAUUUUUUUUAAACAGCACCUGCAUCUGUCAAGACAUGGAGCCAUGACCCACGUGGAAGAGCAAGACUCCAGCAGCCACAGUGAGGAUGACAGCCUCAACGACAGCUGGUCCUGGUUACAGACCAUGAACUAUGUGGGUCAGUUGGCAGGCCAGGUGUUUGUGCAGGUCAAGGAGCUAUACAGGGGACUCAACCCUGCAACACUGUCUGGAUGUAUAGAUGUCAUCGUGGUCCGGCAGCCUGAUGGCUCACUGCAGUGCUCCCCCUUCCACGUCCGCUUUGGCAAGAUGGGUGUGCUGCGGUCCCGUGAGAAAGUGGUGGACAUAGAAAUUAAUGGCGAGCCGGUGAGUUUGCACAUGAAGCUGGGAGAGAAUGGAGAGGCCUUCUUCGUCAAAGAGACUGAGAACAGAAUGGAAAUAGUUCCGUCCUACCUAGCGACUUCACCCAUCCUGUCAACGGGGGCAGAGUUAAUGGAGUCCCAGCUAGGCAGGGGCAGUUUUCGUCACCAUGACACCAUCCUGUGCAGCUCACUUCCUGUCCAGAGCCUGGGACUGCAGCAAAGUGAUGGCGUAAUGAUCAAGAAGAGGAGGAAGAGGAGGAGGAAGGCACGGCCAGAGGCAGGCAGCGGAGGAGGAGGGAGGAGAGAGGAGAGCGGGGAAGAGUUCUCGGAGGACCAGGACAUGUUUACUAUUGACUUGAGCUCGGAUGAAGAGAGAGAGGGUGAAAGCAGGCCUGUGUACGGUGAUCAGGGGUCUACAGCCAACACGCACACACACCCCAGCACUAAUUGGAUCCGUUCACAGAGUCAAGUGGUUAAGGAGACUCUCUCCAUCCCUCCACACUGUGCUCUGUCUAUCUCUUGUCCUCAGCAGACUUCUCACUUCUCCUGCCCUGUUAGCAGCCCCGACAAUUCUAGGUCUUCAACACCGAAGAGCGACUCAGAGCUAACCAAUCAUCCGAACAAAGACAACCCUGAGAUGCUGUGGACCUGGGGGGAGCUGCCACAGGCUGCCCAGCCGCCCUUCCUGACUUCCCAGCAGAAGCAGGACCCUGCCACAGCAGUCUCCAUCCCGGUGUCUGCCAGCACUCACUUUAGAGCCAUUAGUGACGCUGGACCCCCCUCAAUCACUCUCUAUGCUGGGGAGACCGCUGCUCAUGGUGGGGACAAGGACACUGAAGAAAGCAAAAAUGGAGGCAGGGUCGGACUAACCACUAAGACUGGAGACACGGCUGGAGGUGAGCAUGGGAGAGAGUUGGAAAGUGUUGGGCCAUCAUGUGCAGAGAUGGAGGGUUUAACAGCCUGCCCAGUGUCUCCCAGGAUUCUUCUUGAUCAUCUUGACGAAGACGGGAAUGGAGGAAGUCCCAUCAAAAGAACUGAUUCACCAUCCAAGAGGAAAGAAAAGAGAAGCCAACACCUUGGUGCUGAUGGCAUAUACCUGGAUGACAUUACAGAGCUGGAGCCUGAAGUAGCUGCUCUCUACUUUCCUAAAAGUGACGGAGGCAGUAGCUCAAUGAGAGGGGACUCUGAGAUGCUGAUGAUGAUGGGAGUGCGGAGCGCUAAUCAGUCCCCAGUGGGCAGCAGUGGGAUGGACAGCGGCGUAGACAGUUUGUCCGACCAAGUAGGGGACCUGCCUCGUGUUGCCAUCUCUUUGUGCGGAGGACUCACUGACAACACGGAGAUCACAAGAGAGCAGUUCAAGGAGAGGGCAAUUUCCUACCAGCAGUUUUCUGAAAACCCUUCGAUUAUCGAUGACCCUAACCUGGUUGUCAAGAUAGGAAACAAGUACUACAACUGGAACACAGCCGCUCCCGUCAUGUUGGCCAUGCAGGUCUAUCAGAAACCACUGCCGCAGGCCUCAGUGGAGAACAUCAUGAAGGAGAAGAUGCCAAAGAAAGGAGGACGCUGGUGGUUCUCAUGGAGGAGCCGGAACAGUGACUCCAAAUCAGAUUCAGUGACAGAUGCAGGAAACUGUGGAGAGAACUCACUCACUAUGCCCUCAGUGAACAGGAUGAAGGAUGAGUCAUCCUCUAGUGAUGAGGACAACAGAUUGUCCAAUCAGGCAUCAGGAUCCUGCCAGUCAGAGCUCCUUAUGACUUCUGGCAGCAUCUGUUAUAAGAAGACUCUUCGGCUCACCUCAGAGCAACUGGCUAGCCUGCAGUUGAAGGAGGGUCCGAAUGAUGUGGUGUUCAGUGUCACCACUCAGUAUCAGGGCACCUGCCGCUGCAAUGGAACAAUCUAUCUUUGGAGCUGGGAUGACAAGAUAGUCAUCUCUGAUAUAGAUGGAACCAUCACCAGGUCAGACACCCUGGGUCACAUCCUCCCCACACUGGGUAAAGACUGGACCCACCAGGGUAUCGCACGGCUCUACCACAAAGUCAGCCAAAAUGGAUAUAAAUUCAUGUACUGCUCGGCAAGGGCCAUUGGCAUGGCUGAUAUGACACGAGGCUACCUGCACUGGGUCAAUGAGAGGGGAACCAUGCUGCCAAUGGGCCCGGUGUUGCUUAGCCCCAGCAGUCUUUUUUCUGCCUUGCACAGGGAAGUGAUUGAGAAGAAACCUGAGAAGUUUAAGAUUGAGUGUCUCACAGACAUAAAGCACCUGUUCUACCCCAACACUGAACCAUUCUACGCUGCUUUUGGCAACAGAGCCACGGAUGUGUAUUCCUAUAAGGAGGUGGGUGUUCCUCUGAACAGGAUUUUCACGGUCAAUCCCAAAGGGGAGCUGAUACAGGAGCAUGCCAAAACCAAUAUCUCCUCCUUCGGGCGUCUGUGUGAGAUGGUCGACCAUGACUUCCCGGUCCUAGCUCGAGAUGAGGAAGCAGACUUCCCCUGCUCUGACACCUUUAAUCAGUGCACCUACUGGAGCAAACAACUUCCUGAUGGCAGCAACCAUGAAGAAGAAAGCUGAGGAAACCCAAUGAAAAUCAGCAUUGAGGACGCUGCGUACUGUGGUCAGUGGUUCCGCGAUUCAUCGAGAAAUUCAGCCCCGAUUCAGAGUGAAGGUGUUGAUUAUUUUAGAACUGUAACUGAUAACUGAAUGAUGCUCUGUGGCUCCUUUAAGGAUCAAAUACCAUUUUUUUAUUUAAGACAAGUAACUAUGACUACUGAUCAAAGUAAAUGAAUGUGUUUUCAAUACCCCACAUAAACAAACCUUACCAUCAUUCAACCCUGAGAACACAAGCAGACCUAAGGGUUCAUUACAAAUAAGACUGCUGUGCCAGAAAAAAGAAAAGAAAAGCAUUUUUUUGGAAUUGUUUAGAGAAGUGAGAACAAAAAAUCCCUGAUGAAUUUCAACAGCUGCAACUGAUGCUUCUGCCUGAGGAUUGCUCAACACAGAGUCACAAAUCGCACAUUAGCAAGUGCACUGACUCACAGACACAAACACUUACACGUAAAACUUGUAAAGACAUUCCAUAGACAAUGCACAACAUUGCAGAACAUAACUACAUUAUACCUCACUGUUUUUCAGCUCCGUAAGAGAUUCUUUUGACUGGUUUCCAUUCUGUCCUUCAUACCACAGCACUCUUUAUCCACACUGGUAGAUAGAAACGCUGCCAGACAAAACACAUACUGUUUGCAAGAGGGUCAAAUUUGUUAUCAUAUUUUUUUGCACCGAUAUUGCUUUGGUGUAAAUAUUUGGUCAUCCACCUGAACCUCAACCAUUAUUUCUCAGAAUUCUAUGCAAAACAAAAGUAUCUUAAAAGUAUUAACUGUCCCAAGUUGACCUAAGCAUUGGGUGUAGUCCACUCACCAUGUACAUUAGAUAGGAAAAUUAUUUUGCUGUACCACACAGAAUUUGUACACAAGCAGCCCUUCCACAUUGCCUACACAACUGGCUUCCACAAUUGAUAAUAAAAUAGAAAUUACAUAUGCAAUUCAACUUUUCAAAUCUCAAAUUAGCCUUUUGGUCAUUUUUUUUAAAUCUUGUUUAGUAAAGAAUACUGUACCCAUCGCAUGCAAUCAAUUCACCAAAUAGAAGAGACUCUUGGUGGAAGUUUUAUAUACAGUAUGUGGCUGUAGUAAUCUUUUCUGACCUUGAGUGCAAUAGAUACAGCACACCACUUUGCAACAGAAACACCACAUUACAUUACUUACAAUAAAACUAUCCAGAACAUGCAAAAAUAGCACAGAUAGUGUAUGUAGUCAUCUUUCUGUGCCAAACUACUUUGCAGGUUCAACUAAAUGUGUGUGCUCUUCUGACCGUGUUACUGUGAAAGAUGUGGCUCUGGCACUUUUUCUAACUUAUGUUCAGUGACAAUACUCAAGUUAAAUGCAGGACAGUGCCAAUCACUUCCGUCUGUGUUCUUAUUGUCUGUUUUAUAUGUGCAAAUAACACUAGGGAUAGUAUAUAAAUCACUCAGAGUGGAUGUUAUUAUAAUGACUAAUGCUCAUCAGUGUAAUUACUUUAGAAGCCCAUAAAGGACUAUGUUAAUAUAUUUUAAGUAUUGUAAAGUUGUUACUGCACAGAUCAGGAUACUUUUACUUUUAUUUAUGCAGUAUAUAUAAAUACCGUAAGGUGUUCUCUUCACAUAUAUUCUUUGUCAUUUGUAAUCAAAUGUUUUCAUCCAUUGAUCAAAUAACAUCUACUGUACUGCAUUUAUGCGAGAUGGAAGCCUGUCUGUUUAUUUUUACUACAUGUCUAACUUAAAAUGGAGGAAACCACUGUAAAUAAUGAAUAACAUUCAUUUUUGUGACCAUAUGAAGUCAACUAAAAAAAAGCACUGCUAAUCUUUUGACAGCUGAUAUAUUGUGUUAUACUGUGUUACUGGUGCUCAUUCAAACGCACUUAUAGCCAUUUUAAGCUUUAUUAUGAACCUCUUCUCAAACCAGCAGCCUCCCACUGCACUAAGAGGCGGCAGUUUCAGCAUGUGACCACUAAAGCAAGAGAUCAACAUGCAGUAUUUUAGGACAGCUAGAUGGAUUACUUGACUCUUUCCUGAUAAUGUCAGCCGUUAAUGUCAUUUUGUUUCAUUUGGCAUCUCAUUGGCAUCAAGAUGGUUAUUUACAUGAAAGUUCAUAUAAAAACACAAUUGGAUAAUUGUUUUUUUUGCAGCUUUGAAUACCUGACAGCUUCAAGAAAAGGGAAAAAAAAAUUAUGUUAUGUUGCUAUGUCCCUCCAGAGUUUUAAUCAUUUCAGAAAAGUAAUUGUCAAAGUAAUUCACCAGACUUUCAAAAUGCCAGAAUACUGUUAAUGAGCCCCCUGAUUGAAUGUGUCUGAGUCUGUUAUACUGCUAUAUUCUCGUAAUGCAUAGGAUUAUGCAAGAGAAUGUCUGAUGCUGUACUGUGAUUGACUUUGACUGAAAGAAAAGUAAUGAGGAACUAACCUUUAAUCUAAAACUGUUGAUGUUCACAUGUCUUUUGGGGAACAGUGUAAUUUAUGUAAGAGGAAAAAGAGGCAGAGGACGCAUGCUGUGAUAAUGCUAUAGAUGCAUAUUUACGUGGAUGUAACAAUCACUGUCUUGUCAUCUUUGUAGGGAUGUACAUUGCUUCAGUAUUUAUUAGUUAUUUGUAUGGUCAAACAUGCACAGACAUGUACACUUGUAAUUAUUUAAGCCAAAAGCACACUCUGAUCUGUGUGAGGUCACUUAAUUUGAUGCUGGAAAGAUCAUUCUGCCUUGUAGUCUUGUAAUUAUAGCAUAAAGAUCUCCUAAUUGUACAAUGAAAUGUGGAAGUCAAAAGUAAGAGAUGUUUUUUCUUCUCAAUGUACACAAUGCUCUUCCCAAACUUACACAAGUAAAUAAUCUGUUUAAUGAUUAUCAUCUGCUUCUUUCUGUGAAAGAUCUAGUAAAACUCUUGACCAGUUAUGCAGUCUGUCCCUCUGUUGACAUGGAUCUUGUUCCAGUUUGUUGUCCCGUGUAAAGAUUAUGUUUAAGCCGCAGUGUGCAGUGCAAGCUAUUGUUAACAACGUAGUUUGAAUAAAUCUGUACAAUGGACACAUUUUUCAAUAAACUCAACAGUGAUUGCU
Sander lucioperca (pikeperch) is the source of this 6072-nucleotide messenger RNA. RefSeq names its product lipin 1 (gene lpin1a). Gene Ontology annotation, biological process: fatty acid catabolic process; triglyceride biosynthetic process; positive regulation of transcription by RNA polymerase II. The transcript is spliced from 23 exons. Gene Ontology annotation, cellular component: nucleus; mitochondrial outer membrane. Lineage: Eukaryota; Metazoa; Chordata; Actinopteri; Perciformes; Percidae. Gene Ontology annotation, molecular function: transcription coactivator activity; phosphatidate phosphatase activity. Bases 154 to 3015 code for a protein of 953 amino acids. The record is from RefSeq and is a predicted model, not a curated record.